Messenger RNA from Aphis gossypii (cotton aphid), 1290 nucleotides. RefSeq lists its product as uncharacterized. The record is from RefSeq and is a predicted model, not a curated record. Lineage: Eukaryota; Metazoa; Arthropoda; Insecta; Hemiptera; Aphididae. The transcript has 7 exons. Gene Ontology annotation, molecular function: protein binding. The coding region runs from base 1 to 1089 and encodes 362 amino acids.
AUGGCUAUAGCUAAUUAUGUAUACUUAAACACUGUUGAAGCGCCUAAACGACCACCCAAAAUAGAUAUUGGAAGCUAUGAAUACGUGCUGUCAUCGGUCAAUGAUGUCACAAGAGAUGUGAUCGUAUAUUGGCAAAACAUUCAAGAAAACGAGAAACACACAACUGAUAAUUCAUUUGAAUAUCGCGCUUACUACACAGCCAUAGCUAAUAACAAUACUAUAAUUCUUCAUCCAAGCAACAAGACGUUUGCCAAUCAUGCUACGUUUGUCGGACUAGAAUUAUAUAUUGGGUACAACAUCAGAGUGUACUCGGCAAAUAAAGAUGGUUUAUCGACAGAGUACGCAAGUAUAUACAUACCUAGUUUACCCGGCAAACGUAAUGACACCGUAUCACUAUCGCUGACAAAAGUGAAAACGUAUAAUGAUGAAGGUGUCUAUGAACUGUCUUGGGAAAUUCAUAACAGUCAGAAACUAUUUGCGCCCAACCAACUGAAUUAUUACACACUAUAUUGGUGUGAAAAUGACAUGAACCAUCCUCACCAGUGCAAUGGCUAUAUGGACUGGAUAAACAUACCUAGAACAGAGACUCGCUAUAUUAUUUCCGUACCAAAUUAUUGGAAAGAUUAUCAAUUUUCAAUAAGUGCCAACAGCAAGGCUUUGCGAAAAAGCAAUGCCAAUGGAAAUGAAGCUUAUAAAUUUAAAUCGAUAAGUAGUGGAAUGGUGUGGGAGUCGUGUACUACACUGCACAUAACAAAAUUUAGCAAAGUAAACAGCAUUUGGAUCAGCGAAGUUGGCAAGACAUACAUGGCUUUGAGGUGGAAGCUUGACUGUUCGGAAAAAAUAAAUUUUAUUUAUGAUUUUCACGUUUUUUAUUGUCCAAUAAAUUCCUUGGAAAAAUUUUCAUGCUUAGAGUCUCCUCGGUUCAAAGUGGUUGAAAGAUAUAUGAAACAAGAUCACACGCCUUUUGCAUUCUUAUCGGACCUGAAGCCAUCUACCAUAUACAAGAUAUUAAUUUUAAUAUAUACAUUAAACGGUAAUGUCAUUGAAACAGAUCCCAUAACCAUGGCUACACUUCCAGAAGCCGAAUGAAAACUAUUUAACCAAAACAUACUUUUUAUUAGAAUAUUAACAUGUUCUAUUUACCAUUUACAUCAGUACAUAUAAUAAUAAUCUAGAUAUAAGUGAACUCUACUAGUGAGCUAACAAUAUAUUAUGACGUUAACUGCAGUUUUGAAUUAGGUAUAUUAUAAUAUAUGUGUAUAUAUUAUUAUUAGUUAUUUCAAACUGGCA